CGAGCCAGUCACUUUCCUAAAUCUUGUGCACCUGCUUCUUGUACAGUGCACGCGACUAGAUGACAUGUGUUGUUAAUAUUAUACACUCGCCUGGCGACUAAAUUGUUCAAAUUCUAGCUUUUUAUAUAAGCGUGCUAGUAAGCAAGUCUUUCAAAAAUAGAUGCUUCGUUUGUUCGUUCCAUUUGCAUUCAUGGCUGAAGUGGCUAAACUAGCUAGCUGGCUAGACUAGCUAGCUAGCAUAGCCUGAUAAAUAAUAUUAUGGCGAAUGUCGUUUAAUUCUUCAGCUACCUUCAGAGUGAAAUACAUCCUUUUUCCUCACCAGCAAUAUGCUGGCCCGGAAGGGCCCACUACUACCGGAUGGGUUCUUUCUGACCCGACUGGCAGAGAAUGCCAAGCAGCCCAACCAGUUCAAAACCAAUUCCCAACGGGCCAGGUUUAUAACCAAGAAUGGAUCCUGUAAUGUGGCCCACAAGAACAUUCGCGAGCAGGGCAGAUUCCUUCAGGAUGUCUUCACGACUAUGGUGGACCUAAAAUGGCAUUACUCCCUCCUCAUCUUCACCUCGGCCUUCCUCUGCUCAUGGAUGCUCUUUGCCAUGAUGUGGUGGCUCAUGGCCUUUGCCCACGGUGACUUGGAACCCCGUGACCCAAACGGGGAUCCCGGGCCCGUGCCCUGUGUCACUGCCAUUAACUCCUUUACCUCUGCCUUCCUCUUCUCCAUCGAAGUGCAGGUGACGAUAGGUUUCGGGGGGCGAAUGGUGACAGAGGAGUGUCCGCUGGCCAUCAUGGUGCUGAUCGUCCAGAACAUUCUCGGGCUGAUUGUCAAUGCUGUGAUGCUUGGCUGUGUCUUCAUGAAGACUGCUCAGGCUAACAGGCGAGCAGAGACCCUCAUCUUCUCUCGGAACGCAGUGAUCGCACCACGCCAAGGCCGGCCCACGUUCAUGUUCCGCUUGGGUGACCUGCGGAAGAGCAUGAUCAUCUCGGCCACUAUUCAACUCCAGGUGAUCCGCCGGACAGUCACCACUGAGGGUGAGGUGAUCCCUGUCUGCCAGCUGGAUAUCCAGGUGGAGAAUCCCCUUAGGAGCAACGGCAUCUUCCUGGUGUCCCCUCUCAUCAUUAGUCACACCAUAGAACGUGGCAGCCCACUCUAUGAGGUCUCCGCCCACUCCCUGGCCACAGAGGACAUGGAGAUCAUUGUGAUUCUUGAAGGUGUGGUGGAGACCACAGGUAUCACCAUGCAGGCGCGUACUUCCUACACCCCCGAGGAGAUUCUGUGGGGCCGGCGUUUCGUUUCCAUCAUGACAGAGGAGGAUGGCCGCUACUCAGUGGACUACUCGAAGUUCGGGAACACGGUCCCUGUGCGCAUGCCCGCCCUCAGCGCCAAGGAGCUGGACCAGAUACGAGGAGUGCAGGAGGGGGACGUGCCUGAAGGCCAGCUACAGGGCUGGGGAUUGGUCAGGGCUGGCAGGGGAGGGUUCCGAAGAGGGGGACGGACUUGUGAUAGCAGCUCUGCCUCCCGGCCCUGGUAUGCAGCACAGCCAGAGAAAGAGGAGCAUGUGAAAGCAAAGGAGAAGAAUGGGCAGAAGAAAACAGUUCAGCUGGAAGAGAUUGGUCGAAAGAUUGAGGUGGAAGGUCUGGGAGACUUUAGUGACAGGGAAUAGUAAAAUUGAUGCCAGAAAAUAAGGUUCAUGUAUUGAUAUAAUGCUCUCGUGAAAUGAUUACCUUUGUUUUCAUUUUUAUUUGUGUAAAUAGUUGUGUUGACUUAGGACUUUAUUCAGUCCACACCACGGAAGUUUAGUUUUACAGCUGAUUGAAAUCUAAUGUUCCUGCUUUAGCGGAGACUGCAUUCAUGGUAAACGUUGAAUAUGUUGGCUCAAUCAGAAAUUACCUUUACAUUUAUAUUGUGGGAUCUGUAACGCCUCCGCUUUACAGAUUGAAUAGAGCCCUUAGUCAACAUUAUUGUCAUUGUUAUUUUACCUUAACAUAAAUGAAGUUAAAUUGUAAGAAAGCACAAAGUAUAGACUCAAGUAGCUUAUUUUAAUGGAGAGGGUUCCCAGAAUCCUUUUUAGAUCCCACUGCAUCCCACAUAAUGCCACGGGAUGUUUGUAAUAUUGUAUUUAUUGAUAACCAAUUUUUGAUGUGAACAUUAAAUUAUAUUCCAAAUGUUA
This is a messenger RNA of Oncorhynchus tshawytscha (Chinook salmon), 2165 nucleotides long. RefSeq names its product potassium inwardly rectifying channel subfamily J member 11, like (gene kcnj11l). Bases 327 to 1658 code for a protein of 443 amino acids. The transcript has 6 exons. The record is from RefSeq and is a predicted model, not a curated record. Lineage: Eukaryota; Metazoa; Chordata; Actinopteri; Salmoniformes; Salmonidae. Gene Ontology annotation, cellular component: plasma membrane. Gene Ontology annotation, molecular function: inward rectifier potassium channel activity. Gene Ontology annotation, biological process: regulation of monoatomic ion transmembrane transport; potassium ion import across plasma membrane.